Messenger RNA from Cornus florida, 912 nucleotides. RefSeq lists its product as uncharacterized. NCBI's taxonomy places the organism in Eukaryota, Viridiplantae, Streptophyta, Magnoliopsida, Cornales, Cornaceae. Bases 1 to 912 code for a protein of 303 amino acids. The transcript has a single exon. The record is from RefSeq and is a predicted model, not a curated record.
AUGCACAAUAGGGAAUCAUCAAGUAGAGCGAGCUCUCUAGAUUUGGGUGCAAGUGUAAACCUUCUUCCUUAUUCAGUUUACUUGCAACUUGGAUUAGAAGAAUUGAAACCUACCUCAAUUAUUUUCCAAUUAGCAAAUAGAUCAACCAAGCAGCCUCGUGGUAUUAUCGAAGAUGUGAUCAUCAAAGUAGAUAAAUUAUACUUCCCAGUGGACUUUAUUGUACUAGAUACCGAGCUAGUUCCAGAGUCAAUGAGGCACAUUCCAGUGAUCCUUGGUCGUCUUUUCCUUGCGACAGUAAAUGCAAGCAUAAAUUAUAGGAAUGACAUCAUGGACUUAUCUUUUGGCAAUAUGAAGGUGCGUUUAAAUAUUUUCAAUGCCAGUAAUUGCCCUUCAGAUGAUAAGGAUUGCUUUCUUGUCGAUACCAUCGAUGAAUGUGUUGAAAAGAUGUCCCUAUUUGCCUUGACAAAAGAUCCACUAGAAGCAUGCCUAUCUUAUUUUGAUACCAAGUCCUUUGAUGUCAACAAAAGUAGUGAAGAGGUGAAUGUCAUUCUUGAUGGAGCCAAUAUGCAUAAUAUUCCACUAUGGAAAAUUCCUAUUGAGCCACUUCUACCAUUGUCAAGUGAACCACCUACGCUAUCUUUGAAGUAUCCACCAGAGCUAGAGCUGAAGUCGUUACCCUCUCAUUUGAAGUAUGCAUAUCUUGGGCAGAAAACACUCUUCCAUUGCAUAAUUCAUUCCCGGAUAAGCAGCUAUUGCAACUUCAGAAGGAGACUCCACCAUGGUAUGAUGAAUUGGAUGGGGUCAAGAAAGAAAACUGUUCGGCCGGAUCGGAAAGAUUGGUACAUUGAAGAUUCUGUGCCUACAGAAGGAGUUGAAUCCGUCACUUUGACGGAUCCCAUUUACUCUACCUAA